This is a messenger RNA of Lasiodiplodia theobromae, 1071 nucleotides long. RefSeq names its product Glycine-rich cell wall structural protein 1. NCBI's taxonomy places the organism in Eukaryota, Fungi, Ascomycota, Dothideomycetes, Botryosphaeriales, Botryosphaeriaceae. Bases 1 to 1071 code for a protein of 356 amino acids. The record is from RefSeq and is a predicted model, not a curated record. The transcript is spliced from 5 exons.
AUGGAGACUAUCAGCAACAUCGCAAGCAGCGCCAGCAAGCUCAUCUAUGGAGACCCAAAGGCGGAGUCGGGUCAAGAGCCCAUCUCGGGUCAGUCGGGACGGGGAACGAUAGAUUCGCCGUACGACAGCGGCAACCUUGAGGGCGUCCCCGACAUGUCUGGAAAAUCUGCUUCGGAGCUGCACAGCGGCACCAGCCACCUCACCGCAAACCCCGCGUCCAACCCAGUUGGCGCAGAGGAGGGUUUGCCCGACCGCACCAAGAACUUCGGCGAGAGCAGCACUGGCCCCGAUACCACCACCACCACAUCCUCAACCUCCGACCCCCUGAGCAGCGGGACCUCCACCAUCCCUCUCAGCAGCGGCGGCACCUCCACCACCAACCCGCUCGGCGGCAGCAGCACCAGCGACUCCUACACCACCCCCUCAACCACCACCACGGGCGUGACGUCGCUGCACUCGAGCGACCCGCACGGCCAAGACGUGCGCCCCAGUGAGUCGUCGGCCACGUCCACGACACCUAAGGCUGGCGCCUUCGGCACGGCCGAGCCCAGCGUCAGCGCAGACCCGGCCAGCGGCGCGCACACGACGCAGAAGCAGCAGGGCGGCGACAGGCCGGCGGAGGCGCCGUCGUCGAGCGAGGAGUUGGAGGGGGUGCGGGGCAAGAAGGAAGAGGGGGAAGAUGCGUUGUUGAAGAAGAGGGAUCCGGAUGAUCAUUCGGGGGAGCCGUUGAAGGUUCAUGAUGGGAAGGGUUCUGGGGCGGCCGGUGGUGGUGUGGGGGAGGAAGGGGGCGAGGAUAAGGAGGCGAAGGGGACGGGGGAGAAGGUGGUGAAGCAGUCGGGCUUCAAGGCGGAUGGGGGCGACUUUGAUGCGAGUUUGCCCGGGGCGGGGCGGGAGGCUGAUCGACUGCUCGAGGAGAAGGGUGUGAACAAGUCGAGCGGGUCGGACGCCAAGGACGAUACGUCUCCCGUGCGUCAUGACGACGAGAGCAGCGGUGGUAAGAGCAAGGUCAGCGUGGGAACCAAGAUCAAGGAGAAGCUGCACAUCGGCAGCAAGCACAAGAACGGCGAGUAA